This is a messenger RNA of Nerophis lumbriciformis (worm pipefish), 7539 nucleotides long. Lineage: Eukaryota; Metazoa; Chordata; Actinopteri; Syngnathiformes; Syngnathidae. The record is from RefSeq and is a predicted model, not a curated record.
AUGUAUCCAAGCGUAGCUGCGCUGGUGGCACUAUGGGCUCUAGUGGUUACCGGGGACCAAGCAUGCCCCAGGAGCUGCAACUGCUACCAGGUCAGCGAAGUCCAUUGCACUUUCCGCUCCCUGCUCACCGUCCCUCCUGGACUGCCUGCGCACACACGGCGCAUCAACCUGGGGUUCAACAGCAUCAGCAGGAUCCAUGACAAGUCGCUGGCUGGGCUACAGAGGUUAGAGCUUUUGAUGCUGCACAGCAAUGACAUCCACCACCUGCCAGACGCACUGUUUCGAGACCUGAAAUCACUGCAGAUAUUGAAGCUGAGCUACAAUAAGCUGACGGAGAUCCCUUCAUCCCAGACUUUCUCUGGCCUGCGCUCGCUACUGCGUCUAUACUUGGAUCACAACCACCUCCAGUACAUCCACCCGAGGGCCUUGCUCCAGCUGCCGAGCCUCCGUCUGCUCCGUCUUCAAGGAAACAAGCUGCAUCAGCUGCAUCCCCACGCUUUGUGCACACUUUCCCUACUCAACACUUACUACUUUUCAACACUCCGGCACCUUGAUGUGUCCAACAACAGUUUAAGCACCCUGCCCAGGGCUACUUUGCAGACUGCCCAGAUGCUGGAAACUCUAGCGCUUCAGGCUAAUCCCUGGAGCUGUGACUGCAGUAUGAAUUGGCUUGCCUCUUGGCGUUUUCUUCAUCCAGAGUUAAUGAAAUGUUCAGGAGGUCUUCAGUGUCCAAUAUGUGAAUCACCAAAUGCCCUUCAAGGUCAAGGUUUGUUUGAUCAGAAAGAUCUGGCCUGCACAUCCCCUGUUAUUACCCUGGGGGGAGAAGAGACACCUUCAGAGACGGAUCUGGGUGAAAUACAACCGAGUGAAUCCUUCAGAGAGCCUUUAGGUGCCGCAUCUCUGGACCUGUCAGAUCAACUGGGGAACAGUGUUGAACUGCACUGCAACAUCAGUCAUUCGGCAGACUCUCCAGCUCCAGAUCUCUCCCUUCCCUCCUCGUCACCUGUUGCCAUGGCUCUGUCUUUCUCCCUGGAGUGCUUUGUGGCAAGAGAGAGCUACGAGAGUCUUUGGAGGAUUCUGGCUUACUAUAGUGAGACUGCUGUGCACCUUGAGAGGGAAAUCAUGCUGAGUAAGGCACCAGAACUGGCCUACCGCUACAGGCAGACAGCAGAAACAGAGGGCUAUUAUAAUACUGGGGUCAAAGCCUCUGUUGCAACAGGACCACACUGGUUAAUGCAGCCUGCUAUUGGCAUUCAGCUCAACAGAGCACAGUCGAGUCGAGACGUAAUCAGCCUUAUAUAUUCAACAAGAGUUUCUGCUCAUCCUGACCCCACUACACCUGCUGCAGCAUCUACCACUGCUUCUCACCCAUGGGUACUCAUUUUGACGAACAAUACAUCCUCAGCAAUAACAGGCCUAGCAGGCAUUAGUUUGGAUCUCUUCUGCCCUAUUCUAAGCUCUGGUAACCCCAGAGUACAAUGGAUUCUGCCAGAUGGAUCCAAACUGAUCUCCCCAUCCAGUAGCCAAGAUGGAAGGAUUCAGGUCUCUGACUCUAGGCUACGUAUACUGAAUGCGGAGCUAUCAAAUGCAGGGAUUUACUACUGUGUAGCCCAGGCUGGUAAGGAUUUAGAUGUUAUGCCACUGCAAGUGGUAGUAGAGAUGUCCUCUGCCCCACAAUCAGGUGAGCAAGUUGGACAUCCUGUCACAGGAGGAGCGGGACAGCCAGUCAGCCUGUCCUGUAGAGCUUCCGGUUCACCGGGACCACACAUAUAUUGGGUAUUACCGGAUGGAAAUAUAGUAAAGAAGGGAUUAGCAGGAGUAGGUGGCUUGACUGUGCAAUCAAAUGGGAGUCUUUUCUUUCCCAACCCCACUUUGAGAGAUGCUGGUCAUUAUCGUUGUGUCGCUGUCAACCAGUAUGAUAGUGCCUCUCUGUCCAUGACCCUAGAAAUAAACCAAAGGAAGACUUUGUCACUUGGAGAUGUUCCAGGGGGGCCGCAAUCAGCCUCUGGGCGAUCAACAAAGAUACGAGCACCAUUACUAAGUCCAAUAGAGGAAGGAUCAGGCGUUGAACUAGAGGAAAAUGAGAGACCCACUCAAGUCUACAGGAAACAUAACAUUCCUUUUUCACACUCUUCAAACAGACUUAAUCAAGUUAGAAAGCCCCUAAGACAGGGGCCUUUGAGAGAAGGUCCCUUGAGAAGAGGAGGGAGGCCUCUAUCACCUGAGCAGAGAAGAAAUCGUUAUAGCGCUAACAAACAAAAAAUUGACCCACUAAAAUGGGCUGACAUACUCGCAAAAAUACGGCAAAAAACCAUAGUAUCAGACAAUAGUGAGGACAUCAAAACAGAAAAGCCCACAGCAAAUUCAUUGAGAAGAGAUGAAGUCAGUGAGAGACAUGAAGGUAACACAGAUAAUGCAGAGACAGAAGGAAUAGAUGCAUCUGAAAUGGAGGGCUCAUCAGUUGAUGACACAAUCCUGCAACAGGAAAGUUUACAACCUGUUUACCCCACUCUUGCAAUAGUGGUCACAACACAAGCACAACCUGAGAGCAAAUUGUACACGGAAACACAAACCUAUGACAACGAGCAUGAGAAUGUGACACCACAAACAAAAACGCAAACAGAUUCAGUUAACCUAAAUCCAACAAUAGAAAUUAACGAAACCGAUCCAGAUCAAGCACGGGCAGAGGAACAGGAAGCAAAUCCCACCUCUGCAAGAGUCAGUCCUAUAAAACCACAGAAAGGACAAAUUCCUAAUUUAGUUAGAAAUACACGACCACAAAGCCCUUGGAACUCUCGCAGAAGGAUUGGACAGCGGAGGCGAGUCAUCAGCAGGACAAGGGGGCGAUCCAAGAAACCACUUCGACCUUUACCUGAUUCUCUAAAAAGUGUGACGCCUGACACUACUAUCACUCAAAUGGCAAGAACAACAACAACCAUAUCUCCGACAAGUAUGUCAGAAGAGAUUGAAAAUAUUAAAACUCAGUUUUCAACGUCAAAUGUUGACACAGUAAAUCCUCCUCUUCCUUCUGUUCUUACCACUGUUGAUAUCACAACCGCAAUAUCUGACUUGCUCACACCAACAUCCUCCUCCCCCACUUCAUUACCCCCUGAUGACACAGAGACAAAUACAGAUGUGAUGACUCAUUCAGGCAACAUACCAGACAGUGUCGAGUCGCCUGUCUUUAAAUCACAAACCCUGGCAAACACUGACUCUUAUGACACACACACAAACACACAAACAACUUUGGGCCUAAAUGAAGAUAGACCCUCAGGGGAAAAGGGUGAACGGCUGGAAAAUAAUUUGUUGGAUGUCCCGAAUGGAUCUCAAUUCUCCACCCCUCUCUUGGCCACACUCACUGUUUCCCUGACAACAACUCAUCCAAUCAGUUUUAUAAAUAAUCCUGGCAGCACUUCUGCUAGUGACCCAUUUGUUGCAACUGUUGAUGACCCAAUUCCAAUAAUGAUUACCUUUGCAUCUCCGACUGAAAACCCAAUUCCAUUGACUUUGCCCCACACAAGUAUCCCAACUGAAAGGGUCACGACAUCAACGACUAGUUUUAUUAGACCAGAUAAUCCAGAUCAAUUCAAAAAUAUUCCUUCAACUACUAUCCCUGUCCUUUCUACAUCUGACACGAGCACUCCUACACAAAAUGCCACACCAGGCACAGUUACUGAGACUAUACCAAGUGCAUCUUCUAUUUCUACCACAACAACAACAGCAUCAAGUGCUACUGCAUCAUCCGGAGAAAGGCCAAACAUCGGGCAGGUCAUCCCCAAAGGGAGGCCUGUGUCUGGCGUUACGCACGAGAGCCGACCCCCAACUGACUGGAGAAACCCUGGAGCUAAUUUCAUUCCUGAUUCACACAGCAGCAGGCCACAGUGGUCUCCAUCUCCUCUUCCUGCCGCCCCAAGAACUCCAGUUUUAAGAACCAGGCCAAGGAUUGCAGACCCACACAUCAGAACUGUGUCGAUCCCAGCAGGAACCAUUGCCAGGCUUACUUGUGAAGCUCAAGGAGAUCCGAAACCCUCCAUCACAUGGACCAAAGUUGCUACAGGAGCUGUGAUGUCUCUCCAUUCAAAGGCUCAACGGUUUGCUGUUCUUUCAAACGGCACCCUUACUAUUCAAAAUGUUCAGCUACAAGACAGGGGCACGUACAUCUGCAGUGCACACAGCUUAUUUGGUCGGGACAGGCUGCUAACUACUCUGGAAGUGUGGACACGCCCUCCACGAAUGCAGCUAGCAAGCUACCGAGAAGCCACAAUCCACCAAGGUGGCGAGGUCCACCUGGAGUGUCAGGCCAGUGGUGUUCCAACCCCACUGCUCUCUUGGGUUCUUCCCAAUCGCUCUGUCCUGACAUCCAUGACAAAUUCGAGCAAUCGGAUUACCAUGGACCAAAACGGAACCCUACAUAUAUCAUCAACGUUACUCACCGAUCGGGGGUCAUAUCGUUGUGUGGCCUCCAACCCUGCUGGCGCUGCUAGUGCGUCUGUACGCUUGCACGUGACAUCGUUGCCUCCUGUGAUCCAGCAACCGAGAGAGGAACACCUGUUUUUGAAUUCAGGGGGACCUGUUUAUGCUCACUGCACUGCCAGAGGGGCCCCGCCGCCAACUUUGCGAUGGCGUAUCCCAGAUGGGACUCUAGUUCGUCCAUCUCAGUUCCUCCACGGCAACCUUUUCGUCUUGCCAAACGGGACCUUACAUAUUCGAAAGGUUGGCCCUAAGGAUACCGGAAGUUACGAAUGCACGUCUGUUAAUGCAGUCGGAACUGAUAAGAGGACUGUGAGAGUGGAACUUCAAAAGGAAGCACAAGAAGAAGUGACAAGUGAUCCAAAAAACAUUCCAGUUUCAUCCACUGUUCUAAAAAACAGAUCUUCGCCCCAUUCUGGCUUCCAGUCAAAGCCGCUCGACUCUGCUAGAUUGACCCCUCUGAGCCCCAAAUCCCCAUUUUACCCUCAUCAGCCCACUUAUGCUGACUCAGCCUCGAAAAUCAAUAGAACAGUCAUCACCUCCCCCUCACAAUUGACUAACUUGACAAAAACGUCCGUAGGUACUCAUCACAGCAAACUCACCUCAAACACAUCUGACAAAGGCAGACCUUCAGUUAUUUUACAUGCCCUGCCAGUCGCUCCAUUCAGCAAAGCCCAAAUUGUUUCAACCUCACCCUCUGUCACUGCCGUGUCCUACGGGGAGAAUCUGCAGCUUCACUGCUCUGUAACGGGCAACCCUUCCCCAAUCAUCAUUUGGAGGACCCCCAAUAGAAAACUGGUGGACAUGAAUUUCAGUUAUGACAGACGACUUAAGGUGCACCAAAACGGAACACUGUCUGUCCAGUCAGUGACUGAUCGCGAUGUCGGAGACUACCUAUGCAUUGCACGCAACAAAGUCGCUGAUGAUUAUCGCCUUCUCCGUGUGUCUGUGGUUAUCAAGCCAGCAAAGAUUGAGCCCAAGCAGCCUUUCAAUCAGAUGGUGUCAUUUGGAAAGGCACUUAAGGUUGACUGUUUGGCAUCAGGAUUACCUGACCCAUCAGUCAGUUGGAGUCUACCAGAUGGAACUAUGGUGAACAGUUUCUUGCAAGGGGAAGAAAGAGCAGGGCGAGGACGCAGACUUAUUGUUUUCAAUAAUGGAACAUUGCUGGUUCCAGCUGUGGGUAGGGGAGAAGAAGGCGAGUACACUUGUUAUGCUGAAAAUCAAGGAGGUCAAGAUACCAUGAAGGUUCAAGUCAAAGUCAUGAUGACAUCUCCACCAAUCAUCAAUGAUGACAAAAGUUAUCAAGUAAUUAAAGUACGUCAGGGAUCUACAGCCAUCAUUCGCUGCCAGGCCGCUGGGGAUCCCCCGCCCACCGUGAUGUGGCUGUCCCCAGCGCAUCGUGUCAUCCCAUCCAGUUCCGGUUUUUACUCUGAUCGGGUUGUGGUGGCUUCUGCUGGAACUCUGGAGGUGCAUAGAGCCCAGAAGAUAGACGCAGGAAACUAUACAUGCCGAGCCAGCAACUCAGCUGGAGAAAGAAGUAUGGUCGUUGGCCUCGAGGUGGAUGUCCCUAAUAACGGUUACAAUGGCUAUAGUGAUAACAUUAGCCGGAUAAGAACAAUCAAUGGAAUUAACAAAGCAACUAAUAGCCUUAAUCCAGUCCCCAGGAGCGAUAGUGAAAAUGGAUUCAAAAAGCCAAGUAGUGGAAUUACAACGCAGCUUGGUCAUGUUGUCCGUAGUGGUGUGAAAAGCGAUGGCAAUAUAGGCGUAGGAGCGGAAAAUAGUGGGACCCUCAAUAGAAACACACAUGGAACUUUAAAUAGUAUGAGGAGAAAUAGUCCCAGUUCAGAUACAGAAGGAAGCGAUACAAGCAAUCUUUGGGCGAGAAGUAAUGACGUUGCAGUUAGUACAACUAACAAUGGUGAUGGUAGAGCAAGUUGGGUUAGAGCCGACUUGGGUAGUCGGACCAGUGCUGGCAGCGCAGGCACUGGUAGCACCCCUAACAAACUUGUGGGCGUGGCAACAACCGGGAAACAGCGCAUAAUUAAAGGCCAAACUGUUCUUUUGCCAUGUCCAUCAUAUGGGUCCCCUCCCUUAACCUGGUAUCUUCCUGGUAACGGUGUACUGCUGGCCCCUUACUAUGGCAGCCGGCUCACAGUGCACCGGAACGGUUCGCUCGAGCUGCGAAGUGCCCGGGUGAGCGACAGUGGUACUCUUGUGUGCGUGGUAAAAGGUGACACAGGAGAAACCAGGAUUCAGGUCGAGUUGGAGGUCUCAGAGCCACAAGAAGCAUCCCGCCCACUUUUGUCUCUGACAUCUCGAUCUGCAGCCGUACAACAAGCCUCUCAAUCUGCGAGGCUAGUGCCUGAGUUGCCUCGUCCCAUAGUUUCCCUAAAAUCAUCGCAACGUGGCCCAUCCUCACUUGCGGCCCCUAAUCCAGUGGGUCCACCCGCACCCUCUCCCAUCUCAGAACCAGCAGUGAGCACCCAAACGGCUUCUCUGAUGAGCAUAACAAACGGAGAGACUCUUCGCUUACCCUGCUAUUCUUCUCAAACCCCAAAACACUCCACAGGCUCCCUUUCUUGGACUUUUCCCAGCGGCAAGGUCAUGUCCAGGGGUGACAGCGGGGAUUCUGGUCGGUACUUAGUCCAAGAAGAUGGAACGCUGAUUAUCCAACAGGCAUCAGUGUUUGACCGAGGCACUUAUACCUGCAGAUCCACCAACCCUGAAACUUCCUCAGUUUCAGUUGUCACGGUUCCCGUCAUAAUCAUCGCUUACCCGCCACGCAUUACUACAGGGCCUUCACCUGUGACCUACACACGUCCCGGUGUCGCCGUGGAGCUGCCCUGCCUCACCAUAGCAACUCCCAGGGCGAUGGUUACCUGGGAAACGCCAGACAUGACACAGCUGAGGGUGCUGGGCCAGGCCCGUAUCUAUGGUAACCGUUAUCUCAGUCCUCAAGGUUCUCUCGUGAUACAGAAACCAUCGAGUCGGGACACGGGAUUUUACAGGUGCACGGCCAAAAAUGUUGUAGGGGUGGAUACCAAGACGACAUACCUGCAUGUUAUAUAA